AUGAAUCUUUGGCUCCAACUUCUUCCCUUUGUGGUCACCACUGCCUUUUGCAAAGUUACUCUUGCAGAAAUCUUUGCUUACGUGGCUUAUAAUGACAGCUCCAAGUGUGUUGCUUAUAAAGCCCUGCCUGCAUGCUUUGGGCCACGACUCCCAGCAGAAGGGCUGACAGGGUAUUUGGUAAGAGUGAUACCACCAAAUGCUUGUCAUGCAAUAGAGAAUCCUCCAGCACCAAGGCAGGCCUCCGAGACAUAUAUUGCACUCAUACAGGGGUAUGGCUGCUCUUUUGUCAAAAAGGUCCUUCAUGCCCAGCAGGCUGGAUACCAAACUGCUGUUGUGUACAAUGUGGAUUCAGAGGAAUUGUCUACCAUGAUGGCUGAUGACAAAGAAAUCCAGCAGCUGAUUGAGAUACCAUCACUCUUUACUGGACAAUCAGUCUCCCUCCACUUGCAAAGGACUUUGCAGUGCGCGAAAGGGGUGUAUGUCAGACUUCUACCACCCAAACUCUAUUUGAGUGCUUGUCAAGAAAACACCAAAAUGCUGGAGAAAACUUUCACCACGAAGGAUUGCAGGGACCUAUUCUACAUCACUAUUGCCAAUACCUUAAUUAUAGUUGGCUUAAUCUGGUACAAGAGGGCUCACAGGACAAAGCUGCACACAUACAAGAAGGGAGACAAACAUGAGACCUGUGUGAUCUGCAUGGCAGGGUACAAGGAAGGGGACCACUUGAAGAUCCUGUCCUGCUCCCAUGCUUACCACAGUGUCUGCAUUGACACUUGGUUCCGCACCCUGCCUGGGAAGAAGACAUGUCCCUUCUGCAAGCAAUCAGUGAACACCUAUGGGCAAGGUGACCUCCUGCCAGAGCAGGCUGGUGAAGAUGCGAAUGAAGAGGAAUGGGACCAGGAAGAUGAUGCAUUCAGAGAAGGCCAUGAAGAUGAAUAUGCUGAAGAGGAGAAAGAUGAUGCAAGCUCAGUGGAAGGGGAAAGGUUUGAUGCACCGGAGAACAACAUCACUUGA
This is a messenger RNA of Strigops habroptila (Kakapo), 1014 nucleotides long. RefSeq names its product E3 ubiquitin-protein ligase RNF13-like. Gene Ontology annotation, molecular function: ubiquitin protein ligase activity. NCBI's taxonomy places the organism in Eukaryota, Metazoa, Chordata, Aves, Psittaciformes, Psittacidae. The coding region runs from base 1 to 1014 and encodes 337 amino acids. Gene Ontology annotation, biological process: ubiquitin-dependent protein catabolic process; positive regulation of DNA-templated transcription; protein ubiquitination. The record is from RefSeq and is a predicted model, not a curated record. The transcript has a single exon. Gene Ontology annotation, cellular component: cytoplasm; nucleoplasm.